GCCGCCGAUGGAACAUCGUCAGAUUGUUGAACAGUUGUUUAUGCGUGCAUGCCGGCAGUGACGAAGUAUUGAACGCCUAUGUAAAACACAAUCUAUUAUUUCGUCCGAUAUAAUUGAAGUUGUAAGUUGUCGCGAUCCGCGAUAGCCAGAUCCACGUCCUUACAUGAGAGACGCACCCCCGACUUACUCCACGAUAUAUGCAUCUCGCGCGAUGACGGUGCGCGACCAAUGGAGACCUUUUCGAUCGUCGUCGAAUCGAUCUUCCGUCAUUGCCCCGAUGCCCCCGCCCAGUUACGCGCAAACCGAGGGGAUAUCCCUUGCGACCUACUCGAUGGAUCACCUGUACUCGGUCUCACGUAACAAAGAUAAAUCUGAACGCGAUACUCGGCUCUUGACUGCCGAUCGACUGAUACCGAUACUUGUACUGACACUCGCUUCGCUUGCAGCGAACGCAAGCAGAUUUUGGUCCCCCAGACCUACCACUGCAAUAUGUCCUCGAUGUACGGCGAUUAUAAUCACGACUGUACAAGUUCGACGAUCUCUGAUCACCCAUGCCGCGGUCGUCGUACUCUUUUUGUGCGGAUGCUGGCCGUGCUGCAUGAUACCAUAUUGCAUGAACUCUUGCAAGAUCAUCGAUCAUUACUGUCCCGUUUGCCGUGCAUAUCUUGGAACCUACAGGCCAUGGUGACACUUGAGAAGUAACGUGGA
Molecule: messenger RNA, 708 nt
Organism: Ceratina calcarata
Lineage: Eukaryota; Metazoa; Arthropoda; Insecta; Hymenoptera; Apidae
Product: lipopolysaccharide-induced tumor necrosis factor-alpha factor homolog
Exons: 2
Coding region: 164-688 (174 amino acids)
Molecular function (GO): zinc ion binding
Source: RefSeq, a predicted model, not a curated record